GUCCCCAGCUGUUGCUCUGACGCCAGUCAGCUUGUCCACCUUCUCUCGACCCUUUCUUCCUUCCGCAAAUCCGCAACCACCUUUCUCUCCUCUCUCCCACGAUCUUGGCACCGAAGAAAAACAAGGGCAUUCUAACAGACCUUUGCCAGCCCCCGAGAACGGUUCAAACAACUCGAAAGAAAACAGAAACGACGCUGAUGGCUUCGACAUCCCAAGAACAACCGCAGAAUGGCGCUGCUGUAGACCCAGCCCAGGCCCCGGUCACCAGGGAGCUUCCCCUUCGUUCAAAGAGCAACAUGUCUAUUCCCCCGCCGGGCCAGUCCCUGACAGGAAAGCAAGAGCAUUGUAAGCCGCCCGUCAUUUUCGACAUGAUCCAAGAAAGAGGAAAAGGUGCUAACAUUCCACCCCGCCAGACCUCAAGCGCGAGCUCGUUUCUGAGCAAGUCAAGUACGAAAUCUCGGAGCUCAACUCCCCCACGGCCCUCAAGCGAUUUGGCGCCCCCUUCAAAUCCGACGUUGGAGAGGUCUCCCCCCUCGACUCGGAGCUCCCCAUCCUCCGCUACAUCUUUGUACACCAUGUUCGCGAUUUCCCUUUCCUCGACAAAGCCAGAGAGAAGGAGUUUUGGCAAGACAAGCUCCAAGUAGUAAGUGCAAGAGACAAGAGGCUUCCCCCGCGCCAUUACAAACCGCCCUCACUUCCUCCGGACUAGCUCCGCUGACUCGUUCCACCACCCCAACUACAGUUCCUAGAAUCUUUUGCGACGAAGAAUAUUUCAUCCUCGGAAGACAGACUUGAAGAGACCAAGAGGCGCAAGUUGGCUAUAAAAUGUCAGAAGCUCGUUGAGCUGAUGAUGGUGUCUGGUUGCAAGACUUCGUCAGGCUUUGAGGAGAGGAUACGCUUUUCCGAGAUCGAGGUCGUCGACAGCAAUGCCAUCGACACGGGCGUCAUGCAUGCCUUGCCGGAGGGCAACUACAUCAAUGGCUGGGAUGUUAACAUCGCUGCCGUUCGAAUCACGUCGGAGAGGAAGACUAUUAGAUCUCAUAAGCAUGCUGAGUUCAUUAUGCGCAUUCACCGAAAGGGCGAGCUCGAGUUCUUCAUCGGCAGAAGAUACAGCGAUUUCGCCAGGUUACAUAAGAGAUUACGCCUCGAAUUGCCGGGCAAGGUUCUGCCCACUCUGCCGAAGAAGAACAAGUCGGAUACGACGACUACGGGUCUGUUCUCUUCUCUGACCGGAGGUGGAAGCCCGGAUUCUUCUGCCUCCUCGGUGUCAUCUGUUUCGACCAUGAUGACUGGUCUUCCUCCUCACGAGAAGGACACCCACUCCAAGUUGUCGGUGCUAGGCGACGUAGGACACAAACGUGCUAGCUCUACUACUUCAGGUCGCAACUCGCCUCGCGUGUCAACGGACAGCAGGCCCAAGAGCCCCCUGCCAUUCCUCGGAGGAAAGAGGAACGAACAAGUGACGCUGUGGCGUGAAAGCCAGCGUGUCUCUCUCAGAGCUUUCAUUCGCACACUGCUCUCGAACCCCCAGAUUGCGCAAACAAAGGCUAUGGAGGAAUUCCUCACCAGGGACCAGAUCACGCCGACGGAUGCCGAUAUCGACGAUAUUGAACGGAGAAAGGCAGUCGACGCGAUGCGCGUGGAAGAGCAAAAGAAAUUCUACGAGGUGGCAAGGAAACGCGCUGCCGAGCUCGACAUCUACAUGGAGGAGUUCCGUCAAGAGAUUGUCGAGCGCAACGGCCUAACGUCACUGUUCAAGGAGAUCAAGGAGAAGGAGACCAUCCAGGACCUGAGCAUUCAGUACCGGAAGUUCGCCGAGUGGCUCCGCAUAGAGGUCGCAGCUACGAUUUACCACCUAUUCCUUGCAGAAGACAACUCUCCCGAGCUUUUCGCCCAAGCCAAGAGGAUCCACUCGCUCAUUCCUUAUACCGUCAUCAAGAACGUUAUCAGAAUUGCGAACCCGGCUGCUGUCAUGUCCGGUGUCUUGGACGUGUUCCUGGCGCAACCAUUCGGCACCCGAUCUCUUCUUCAGCGCAUCUUCUCAUUGACCCUCAAUGACGGCAUCAAGAGCUUCCAAAAAUCUAUCGACACGCUCGGCGCUAAGAUCGGCGACGCGGCCUUUACUGGCAAGCUGAAGAUGUACACGGAGGCCGAGGAGCACAUCAAACUCGCAAUCAGGGAAGAAGCGACUGCUGAAGAUAUUGACUUGAUUGUCGUGAUCCUCCGCUCGGAUUACCUUGAGCCUGGUCUCACCUCGGAACAGAUUGGCCGACUCUACAACGCCUACGUCGCUUUCAACAACGCUGUUGAGAACAUUGACGAGGAGUUGAAGCAGGGUGCUCAGCUGUUCUCGUACCUCAAGCAGUACCUGAAGCUUUGCACAAGACAGCACGACAAGGCCAUGAUGUUGCAGUUGGUGGAGCAGCCGGUCACCCUUCAGCUGUUCCGAGAUUUGUUCAGCAUUUUCUACGAACCCCUUGUUCGGGUCUACAAGUCAGCGAACGUUUACAGCAGUGUCACGGACUUUGCUGUGUUCAUCGACGACAUGAUUCAGGUUGUUGAGAAAUGCCAGGAGCAAGAUGCAUCAGCAGACCCGAACCAGACCGUCCAGGCCUUCAUUGAUCUCUGCCAGAGACACGAGCACAACUUCUACAAGUUUGUGCACGAGGUUCACACUCACGACAACGGCUUGUUUGACCAGCUGAUGGGCUGGAUUGAGGACAUUCUGGAAUUCUUGAGGAAGGGACCCAAGAACGGCACCUUGAAUGUCAAUGCGCUCUUCGAGGGAGGUGUUAGCUCCGGUGCCAUCGAUAAGGCCAAGGUCAUUGAUGAGGUUAACCAACUCAUCGCAUGGCAAGAAGCCAGGAAGAAGUGGCAUCACGACAAGACACGACAAAAGAUGGCGGCUGAAGGAAACGGAGGUCCCGACUUGGUUCCCACUGGCUUCUCUUCCUCCGACUUUGGCCUCGACCAGAUGGACUUGGAAGACAUGGCGUAUGACGACGAGGACGGGGAUGAGGAAGACGAGGCGGAGGAGGAGGACGAGCUCGACCCUAUCGAGGCCGAGCGCCGCCGCCGGGCUAAGAGACGCGAUAGGCUCCGUCGGAGCGCCGGCGAGCCGGCCAAGCCGCCCGUGUCCGAGGUUCACAAGCUCAAGGAUAACUUCCUUGUCAUGUUGCGCGAGGUUCUUGCCCAGUAA
Molecule: messenger RNA, 3199 nt
Organism: Colletotrichum scovillei
Lineage: Eukaryota; Fungi; Ascomycota; Sordariomycetes; Glomerellales; Glomerellaceae
Product: PX domain-containing protein
Exons: 5
Coding region: 848-3199 (783 amino acids)
Molecular function (GO): phosphatidylinositol binding
Source: RefSeq, a predicted model, not a curated record